AUGGAUAGUGACAAUGAGAAGGAUAUAGAUGUUGAUAGUGGCUCUGUGGCAGAUAGUGAUCAAAGUGACAUGUCCUUUUUUGAUUUUGAUGACAAUGAGGAGGGUAAUAUAGUUCCUGAUUCUGAAAAUGAACAAGAAACUGACCCUAUUCAAGAUAAUGGUCCUCUAACCUUCUUGAGUGACAAGCAAAAGGGCUUGAAUAUUGCUUAUGAAGACAUAGUGUCUGUUGCUAGUGGAAGGCAUUGCUAUAGGCAUAUCUGCAACAAUUUUAAAGCUCAGUUUCCUGGUAUUCUUCUUAGUAACCUGUUCUGGAGAGCAGCAAAAAGCUUUGAUGUUGCAGGACAUAAUGCAACCAUGACCAGCAUAAAGGACCUAAACAUAGAAGCUUGGAAGUAUUUGGACAAAAUUCCCAAACCAACUUGGCGUAGAUAUACCUUUAAUACUGGACUCAAAUGUGAUCAUGUCACAAACAACUGCACAGAGUCCUUUAAUGCAUGGAUAGGUGAGCUCAGAGGGGAACCAAUCUUGACACUAGUUGAUGGGCCGAGGAAGAAGUUCAUGAAAAAAAUGCAUAAGAGAUAUCAGAAAGGAUGCAUGCUCACCUCUGCUGUCACACCAAAGAUGGUUGGUAAACUACAAAGAAUUGGACAAGCAUCAAGACAAUGUGAACUGACUAUGGUUUCUGAUGACGUUUUUGAAGUGGGGGACAUGAACAGGUCUUACAUAGUCAAUUUAGCAGCUAAGAGUUGUGAUUGUGGAGCAUUACAAAUUUCGGGACUUCCUUGUAAACAUGCUGCAUUGGGGAUUAUCUCCAAGAGACAAAAGCUGGAAUCCUACUGUGAGCAUUGGUUCUCAAGAGAUAUGUACUUAAAGAUAUAUGCAAGUAUGAUUCAUCCAACUCCUGAUGAGAAAAUGUAG
This is a messenger RNA of Coffea arabica (coffee), 918 nucleotides long. RefSeq lists its product as uncharacterized. Lineage: Eukaryota; Viridiplantae; Streptophyta; Magnoliopsida; Gentianales; Rubiaceae. The record is from RefSeq and is a predicted model, not a curated record. Gene Ontology annotation, molecular function: zinc ion binding.